AGACAGGCGGGAGUUCCCUGGUAAUGGUUGUCCUUUAUCUGAUAAGAUGCGGACGUUCUUUCCGUCCCCACUGCUUCCUAACAGUUCAAUUGGUCGGUCAAAGGUGCGUCGUUGGGCUCGUUUUCAUAUUAUCGGGUGGUCAUCUAGACCCCAACUGGUUAGUCGGAUCUCCCGCCCGACGGGUGUUUCAGUACGGCGACUACGCCCAGACUGCGGCCGAGCAGGGCGAUUGUGCGUUCGCUGCCCAGAUCGGCAACGUAUUAUCUUUAUCCAUCUCUUAUUGCUUUCAUGGCCAACGUGUAAGAUUGGGCCUCCGUUUAGCAUUGCAGCUGACAACCGCUACUUACACUUUUUGAUCUGGCCCUUCUUAUCUAACGGAACCUUGACAGUCCGACCCCCGUGUUCGUAUCGAUAAGCAACGAUGUCAGUAUCACACUUUUUCACGACACUUUGUACUGGGAUUGCGCCUAUCGUUGGUCAGGCUCUAGGUUAAGCUUCGGUUGAUCACUCAUCUUCUAAAGAGCCGGUGCUUGAACAUGGGAUCUUUCUGUUCUUGGUCGACGUCAC
Molecule: messenger RNA, 567 nt
Organism: Guyanagaster necrorhizus
Lineage: Eukaryota; Fungi; Basidiomycota; Agaricomycetes; Agaricales; Physalacriaceae
Exons: 2
Coding region: 47-415 (122 amino acids)
Source: RefSeq, a predicted model, not a curated record